This is a messenger RNA of Aspergillus mulundensis, 1509 nucleotides long. RefSeq names its product putative Major facilitator superfamily transporter. Gene Ontology annotation, biological process: transmembrane transport. Bases 1 to 1509 code for a protein of 502 amino acids. Gene Ontology annotation, molecular function: transmembrane transporter activity. The transcript has 9 exons. The record is from RefSeq and is a predicted model, not a curated record. Gene Ontology annotation, cellular component: membrane. Lineage: Eukaryota; Fungi; Ascomycota; Eurotiomycetes; Eurotiales; Aspergillaceae.
AUGCAGGAUAAGACCCCCAUUGAGACACACGUCACCGCGACCGCGGAUGCAUCGCCCAUCCGCCCGAAGACGAGGUGGGAGCGCAUCGAGGCUGUGAUCUGGGAUGGUGGAUACCGGUCGAGAGAGGAGAAGGAGCUGGUGCGCACGCUGGACAUCUUCAUCAUGAGCUGGGCCACAUAUGGGUACUUCAUUCGUUUGUUGGACUCUGGCAACAUCACAAAUGCCUACGUCUCAGGCAUGAAAGAGGACCUCAAUUUCCACGGGAACCAAUACAACCUGCUCACGACAUUCUUCACCUGCGGCUACUUGAUCGGGCAGAUCCCGUCGCAGUUUCUCCUAACAAGAAUCCGACCGUCCUACUACAUCCCGACCGUCGAGCUCCUCUGGUCGAUCAUAACCUUCUGCUUCGCAUCAGUGCAGAACGUCAAGACCGUCUUCGCACUCCGCUUCCUCGUCGGCAUGCUCGAGAGCCCCUUUGCCGUCGGCGUCCUCACAAUAAUGGGCAGCUGGUACACACCAAAGGAGCUCUCCAAACGCAUCGCCAUCUUCUACUCCGCCAGCUACGCCGCCUCCAUGUUCAGCGGGUACCUGCAAGCCGGCAUCUACAGGGGCAUGGACGGCCACCUGGGCCUGCCGGGCUGGCGCUGGCUGUUCAUCUUCUGCGGCGUGAUUUCCGUCCCCGCCGCGCUGUACGGCUUCUUCGCUGUCCCAGAUAACCCGUAUAACUGCCGCGCGCGCUGGCUGUCCAAGGAGAAACUGCAGCAUGCGACACAGCGGAUGGAGGAGAUUGAUCGGCGCAAGCCGACGGGGUUGAGCUGGAAGAAGAUGCGCAGGAUCGCCACGCACUGGCCGCUUUAUAUCAUGGUGCUGGCGUUGAUAUUCCACUGCAUCGCGACACAGCCGCUGAAUUACUUCGCCGUCUGGCUCAAGUCGCUUGACCGGUUCUCCGUCUACCAGGUUAACCUCUUCCCCACGGCGGCGCAGGCGUGCGGGCUCGUGACGACGCUGGCGUAUAGCUGGAUCUCGGAUGCGCUGGGUGGGAAGAGGUGGCAGCUGCUGUGUGUUCCUGCGAUAAUCAACCUCGUCGGAAUGGUCAUCCUCGCCGUUGGGCCGAACUACGGAGCUACGUUCCUGGGAUACAUGCUCAAUGCUGCUUCGUGGGGAUACUGGCCUGUUCUAUACGCAUGGGCGAGCGAAAUCUGCCACAAAGACGCUGAGGAGCGCGCGAUUGUUAUUGGGGUGGCGCAGACGUUCGGGCAGGCGUUUGUUGCUUGGGUUCCUCUGUUGAUCCUCGACACCGGGAAGUACGCGCCGAAGUUCACGAUGGGGUACAGCGUUAUGUCUGGGAUCAGUGUGCUUCAGUUUGGCAUAAUCUUUGUGAUUAGAUGGUUUGCGAGGAGGGAGGAGAGGCUCGAUGCCCUGACCUCGGGGAACGAGGAGCAAGGGGAUGCAGGGAUGGCGCCAGGAUUGGGUCCAGAAGGCGCAGCUGCAGAGAUUGCUGCUAGGUGA